Messenger RNA from Pyrgilauda ruficollis (rufous-necked snowfinch), 2679 nucleotides. RefSeq names its product V-set and transmembrane domain containing 2A (gene VSTM2A). NCBI's taxonomy places the organism in Eukaryota, Metazoa, Chordata, Aves, Passeriformes, Passeridae. The record is from RefSeq and is a predicted model, not a curated record. The coding region runs from base 426 to 1136 and encodes 236 amino acids. The transcript is spliced from 5 exons.
AAGCUGGAUCAGUGUGUAGGGAGGGCAGUCAUCACGCCAUCCUGAGCAGCAAGAGCUGACGUUGGACGAAGCUGCCAGGUAGCUGAAAAAAGGCACAGAAGGCAGCUGAUACCCACUUUUCAACGGUUUGUGUUUUUUUUAGUCUGUAUCUGGACUUCAAGCAACACAGCGCCUGAGACAGCUCAUCUGAACCACGCUGUAUUGCAAUACUCGCUCUUCUCAAAGAAAAAGACUCCACUGAGCAGCAGAAUGCUGCCAGUGUCGCAGCCAGGUCUACAAUACAGAGCCUUUUUGUAACAUUGCAAAUUUCUUUCUCUUCAGAUAUUUGAAACUCACACAUACACUUAUAUAUCAGUUCUCUGUUUCCUGAGGACACCUUUGGAUUUUUUUAUUUUUUUUCCCUGAUGUGACUUUUUCAUCUUGGAAUGAUGGGGAUCUUUCUAGCUUAUAUUGGAUUCAUUUUCUUUUCAGUUAUGUAUAUUCAACAAGGACUUUCUACCCAAGCAAAAUUCACAGAGUUUCCCCGAAAUGUCACGGCCACUGAAGGGCAGAAUGUGGAGAUGUCUUGUGCUUUCCAAAGUGGCUCUACUUCGGUGUACCUUGAAAUCCAGUGGUGGUUUCUGCGGGCAGCUGAGGACCAAGAGGCUGGUGCUGAGGUGACAGGCACUCAGGUGGAGCUCCUGCCCGAGCGGGACCUGGACAGCGACGGCACGAAGAUCAGCACAGUGAAAGUACAAGGGAAUGACAUCUCCCACAAGCUGCAGAUAUCAAAAGUGAGGAAAAAGGAUGAAGGCUUGUAUGAGUGCAGGGUGACCGAUGCCAACUAUGGAGACCUUCAGGAAUACAAGGCCCAGGCAUUUCUCAAAGUCAAUGCUAACAGCCACUCUCGGCGAAUGCAAGCCUUUGAAGCAUCCCCAAUGUGGCUGCAAGACAUGAAACCUCGUAAAAACAUCUCAGCAGCUGUCCCAAGUAGCAUCCACAAUUCUGCCAAUCAGCGUGUACGUGCCACCUCCAGCCCCGAAGCAGCAGCCAAAAUCCCCAAACAAAGUCCACAAUCAGGUGCGAGGAUAGCUACAAGCCAUGGACUUUCUGUCCUGCUUCUUGUUUGUGGCUUUGUGAAGGGUGCUUUGCUUUAAUCUAAAAGUGCUGACUUUUUCCAAUAUCACUUUCUCUUCUUAAAGCAAAGAGCAAAUCGCCUGUAAAAUCCACGGAGCGGACAGCAAAGUUGACCCUAACCUCCAACCACCACUCUGCACCCAAUGUACUCUAAAUCUCUACACAAGGAGCACCUUCUUCAGGAAGUACAAACAAAAUUACUAAAUAAAUAAAAUAAAAUAAAAUAAAUAUUAUAAAAAGAAGAGGAUACCACAUGUUUUCUUGAUAUAUCUUAUUUUCUUUGGCGUAUCACUGAUAUUUUAUUUGAAGAGAACUGGUGUGAUGUAAUCAAACGUUUUGUAACAGCAAGACCUAGUUUCCUUUUCUUUCGGCAAGGAGAAGCCUCAUCCUUGACUUCUCAGGGGUUGGCCUGCGAGUCCUCAGUAUUACAGAAUUAACCAUGGAUGACAUUUGGUUUCCUACACUGAAAGAAUUGUUCCAGCCUGGAAGCAAAAAGAGGCCAAAUAAUGAAACAAACUAUAGUGAUGUAACAUAAAUAGAAUACACACAAACUUUAUAAAAAGUCUUGUUUUUCUUUUCUUUUUGUUGGUUUUUUUUGGGUUUUUUUGGUUUUUUUUUUUUUUUUUUCAUGAGGAAUAGGAAUAUUCUACUAAGCAGCUCAGCAAACUAGGGGAUGUUGUUUCUGAAAAACAUAUGAGGAUAUUUUUCUUUUGAGAUUUUUUUUUUCUAUAUUCUAUUCUUUUCCCUCUUUGGGGUUUUUUCCCUGUCUUUCUAUUUGUUUCUUGUUCAGUGAUGACAAGUACCAACUUAGGCCAACCCCUGAUGACUAUGUGGAGGUUUAUAUAUAUGCAUCCUUUUUUUUUGUGUGUGUGCGUUCUAUAUUUCAGUGUGUUUUCUCUAAUUUUGCAACUCCUGUAUAUGCAAAACCAACUUCAAUUCUGUAAAUUGCUUACAGUCUGUGUGAUAUAACUUCAGAGUAGACAUACUUUGGUCCUCAUGCAAGCCAGUUUUUAAUAUUAUCUGUAUGUCGUGCCACCAAGAAACAUCUUUAUUUCCUUUUUUGAACAAAAACACCACUUUUUAGUUUUUAAUUCAGUAAUGUGUGGAUUUUGUAAUGCAUACCUUCACUUUGAAUGGUUUGAUCCCCUUCAGCCCUCUGUUUACUCUGUAAAUGCACAUUAAAAUUUGUUAUGGUCUCUAGACAAUGAAUUAUUUUAGUUUGUAUGUUGUGUUGGAGUUCAGAUGCUGAAAGCUCUUUGAACUUGUGAUGUUUAUAGAAGAUUAAGUGAUUCAAUCACUAGAGACUGUAAAAUGCAGGUUUGCAGUCAAAUACUGCACAUAAAGGAAGGUUAGAAACAGAAAACUGACAAAUAAACCAGAACAUGUCUUUAAGGAUGUUCUUUUGGUAAAGAGUUUUAGGAGAGUGAAUUUAUUACACUGAUAAAAUAUAUUUGCAUCACAGCUCCUUCUACAUGGCCAAAGAAAUGUCUUUUUUUGCUUUUUCUGAAAGUGGAUUGUCAUUACUCAUUGAUAUUCUUAAUUAAAAUACUUUUUGUCUGUGAA